This is a messenger RNA of Sycon ciliatum, 2653 nucleotides long. RefSeq names its product actin-related protein 8-like. The record is from RefSeq and is a predicted model, not a curated record. Gene Ontology annotation, biological process: double-strand break repair; regulation of DNA-templated transcription. Gene Ontology annotation, cellular component: Ino80 complex. NCBI's taxonomy places the organism in Eukaryota, Metazoa, Porifera, Calcarea, Leucosolenida, Sycettidae. The transcript has 16 exons. The coding region runs from base 366 to 2261 and encodes 631 amino acids.
CAUGCAACCACUUGCACUCACGAUCGCAUCUACAAUAUUUUCGAAGUGGGAAUAUUUAUCUCUCUUCCAUCGAUCUACCACUACACUUACUAGUGCGUGAACCAGGGUGGCAGGCGUGUUGCUUUGAUUCAGUUGUGGCAGGCAUCGUGUGAACUCGCGAACGGAUUUGUGGCGCUGGGCUUGAGUUGUUGUUCUGGCCCUUUCAAUAUUGUUGAGCUUUGAAUCAAUUUAGAUUAAUACUUGACUCAACACAAGCACCUUGCAAACAGCAGAUAGCACUAAUUCUACCGACAUUAGAAGAGGUUUCAGAGGAUGUAGAUCAUCGUUAUUGAGGCCCGCUCCGUACCAGUGUUCAACGUGCAACGAUGCCGAAGAAAGGAGAGAAGAAGGCACCUGCCCAAGCGGGCCCAGCGACCGUAACUGCAGCCCCUGAGUAUGAGCAGGCAAUGGAUAACGGUGCUAAGGUGAUCAUCCUUCACCCUGGCUCUGCAUUCUUGCGGCUUGGCAAGCAACUUGACCCGUUCCCGCGCAGUAUCCCUCACGUGAUUGCUAUUCGUCGCACUGACACUGCGAAUGAUGAAGACCGCGUACCAGACGAUGUCAUUGGAAUCAGCAGAGAAGUCUCGGAGGAUGAGAGUAGUAAACAGGACGAGGUAUACCAGUCUGUACACCAGCUUGUCAAGUCACUGCGCACUAAUGCCGGUGCACGGCGUCAGCAAGUGCCUGCGUCUCAGCUGAUCUCUACUAAUGAAGCUUGCCCUGGGAUGGUGCUGAGAGAGGACUCCGUUGCAUGGACAGAUGUCAGUGCCAGGCCGGCCUUUGUCAUCGGUGAUGAGGCAUUGCAUGUACAGCCAAGCUCGCCGUACGACCUUCACUGGCCGAUGCGCUUCAGUGACUUCAAUGUGAAUAGUGACAGUGGCUAUCCGGCUCAAUACACUCUGGAGAGUAUCUUCAAUGAUCUGGAGAAACUGUGGGGCUCUGCUAUUGAACAAUACUUAGAGAUACCACCUGAAGAGUUUCGUGAUUACAGCGUUGUUGUCCUGAUUGCCGAUAUAUUUGAACAUCGCUUCGUCAAGGAGCUCAUUUCUCUCAUCAUCAUCCGCAUGGGAUUUGAAGCUGUCAUUGUACACCAGGAGUCAGUGUGUGCUACUUACGGUGCUGGCCUCAGCAGUUCAUGUGUUGUAGACAUUGGUGAUCAGACAAUCAGUGUAUCCUGCAUUGAUGAAGGCUUGUCUCUACAGAACACACGCUUGCGUGCAGAUUAUGGUGGUCGAGACAUUACACGGUGCUUUUCGUGGAUUCUUGAAAAGAUCAAGUUUCCAUACAAGAAGAUCAACCCUCAUGGCCGCCUGGACGGUAUUCUUCUGACCCAGCUCAAGGAGAGCUUGUGUCACAUGGACCCGGAUAUCCAUGGUCUCGUGAGUCAUGAGUUUGAGGUACACCAACCUGGGAAGCAGAUCAAGAUGUUUACCUUGAAGUGUGCUGAUGAGGGAUUCAAGGCAGCUCUGGGACUGUUUUAUCCAUCUAUGAUGGGAUUGGCACCGUACCAGACCAUACAUUUUUCGCCAGCAACGCCGCAUGAUCCCGAGGAUCUUUUCGCAGACAGCUACUUUGCUGAUGUACAGUCUCAGCUUCAACCAGCUGCUAAAGUACCAACCAAGCCUAAGCCUGCUGGCGGUGCUUCGGGUAAUCUAUCAACUCCCGGCGGUGCGGCUGGCAGCGGAAAUGACAUUGCCAAUUCGCCACGCAUGUCACCUAGCCCUGCCCCAAGCACAGCUGGAAACAGUGUUGGUGGUGGCAACAACAGUGCGAUGUCAUCAGCAGCAGUACCACAGUCUGAUGCCAGCCUACGUGCAUGCAUUGCUAAGAUCCGUGCGGAGGAACAGCUGGCAGACAAUGAACUAAUAGGACUAGACAAUCUAAUCCUAGCCAGUAUAGAAUCUUGUCAUUCUGAUGAGCUGAAGAGGCGUAUGCUACAAAGCAUCUUACUAGUCGGUGGUAGUUCCAUGGUGGCCGGUAUGGCAAACACCUUACGAGCCCGCCUGCAGAUCAAGCUGCCCUACGUUAUCCCACGCAUGCCCAACACACAGGUGGAUGUCAUAGCUAAUCCAAAGGAUCAAGAUGCUCGCUUCAUUUGCUGGAAAGGUGGUGCUGUGCUGAGCUUUUUGGACAACACGCAGGAAUUGUGGAUCCGAGCGCACGAAUGGCUGCGAUUUGGCCCUCAGCUCUUACGUGAACGUGCCCCAUUUGUUUGGUCAUAGCACUCCUUCUUCCCCUUCUAGCCCUAGGUAUACAUACUUCUGCUACAUGAGUCACACACAACACACUCACACCAUCAAGAAAAAUACUCAGCGUUAUAUACGUGUUUGUACAUUGGAAUAUAUCUUUGCAUGAAGAAUCUCACAUGAAAUGUAUACAGUUUUAUGAUACACACACAUUAGUAGCUGUGAUUUUAAUGAACUUGUUAUGAAAAUUUGUACAUAUUUUCAGAAACACAAACAAAUGUUUGAAUGGUUUUAUGUUGUAUAUGUCACUUUAAUAGGUGUUUCAUUCUCUCCGUGAUUUAACAUCCGUGAAUUGUACGUAAUUUAUCCAUCGCUCUCUCCCUCGCUGUCAAGAACAAGUUGCGAUCCAACUGCAGCACACUCUCGGA